Messenger RNA from Budorcas taxicolor (takin), 774 nucleotides. RefSeq names its product PRAME family member 12-like. The transcript has 2 exons. Gene Ontology annotation, cellular component: cytoplasm. NCBI's taxonomy places the organism in Eukaryota, Metazoa, Chordata, Mammalia, Artiodactyla, Bovidae. The record is from RefSeq and is a predicted model, not a curated record. The coding region runs from base 1 to 774 and encodes 257 amino acids.
AUGACCCUGGAUAACUUCCUUACCUACCUCCUCAGGUGGAUGGAGCAGAGAAAAGCUUCCAUUCACCUCUGCUGUAAGAAGCUGACCAUCUUUGCAAUGCCUGUGGAAAAUGUCAUGAAGGUCCUGAAUAUGGUGCAGCUGGACUGCAUCCAGGAGGUGCAAGCGAAUUGGAUUUGGCAUCUGUCCACCCUGGCCAAGUUUGCUCCUCUCCUGGGUCAGAUGAGCAACGUGCAGAGACUCCGUCUCUCCCGCAUUCACGUGUCUGCCCUUGAGAAGCAGGAGCAGCAAGUUGUCCUAUUUACCUCUAAGUUUCUCAAGCUGUACCAUCUCCAGGAUCUCUAUCUAGAUUCUCCCUCCUUCCUUGAAGGCUGCCUGGACCAGAUGCUCAGAUUUCUGAGGACCCUCUUGGAUCACCUGGCAAUAACUAACUGCCAGCUUACAGAAUCAGACCUGACCCACCUGUCCCAGUGCUUGAACAUCCGUCAGCUCAAAGGCCUGGAUCUGAGUGGGGUCACCAUGACUGACUUUAGUCCUGAGAUCCUCCACAUUCCUCUGGAGCAAGUUGCAGCCACCCUCCAGGAACUGAACUUAGAGCAGUGUAGGAUCACAGAGUCCCAACUUGAAUCCAUCCUGCCUGUCCUGAGCUGCUGUUCCCAGCUCAGGACCUUCAGUCUGUGUGGGAAUGUCCUCUCUAUGGCCAUCAUGGAGAAGCUGCUGAGUCACAUCACUGGGCUGAUCAACAUAGCUUUGUAUGAAUCACUGUCAGCAAAGUGA